AUGUCCACUCGCUUGAUCGGGUCUGUCCUCACUGGUGUUGACGCCGACUCCCGGGCCUGGACCACCAGUGUGGGUGCGGAGCCCCGGCAGGACCGGGACACAGCUAGCUGUCAGGCUUUCUCAGGUGACUGCCACUCCGCCUUCCCCGGGGGACGUCCGGCCGCCUCCGCAAAGCCGCCCGGCUGCUCUCCCCCGGUUUCCCGCGGUCGGACGGAGCGCCUGGCCUCGCCGAGGUCACUCCAACGGCGCGGGAGGCUGGAGGCCGCUCGGCGGGGAGGUGGAGGGAAGGCGGCGGCGCGCGGCGGGCCGCGGCGACCGGAGCUAGGUGGUGGAGCGCAGGGCGCGAGCUCGGCGGGACGCGCUCCGGAGCACGCGCCCGUGGCUACGCGGCCCCGCCUGCUCCGGAACCCGUGCCCCGGGAGCCCGUGCCCUCCUCCGCCCCCGAAGGGAGCCGGCUCUGAGAGAAGGCUUCACCAGGCCCCCAAGUCCCAUCUUCAUUUAACAUCAUUUCCUCUCAUCCUUGGCUGAUACGCUUGUCAUCUUAAAGUGAAACUAUUCUGGAGUACUGCCUCUGCCAAGAAGGAGAGGGACUCCUCUAGGUGGGUGAUAGAUUUUUUUCUAGAGUGGCUGUGUCAACAUCUAUAGCCACUCUUAAGGCUCUAUAGUUCUGGUCCUGGAGAACAAGAACUGAUGUUCCAGUACCUAUAGCCCCGGCCAGGCCAAGGCCUAGGAGGAAGGAUACUAAGACAGCCGUGAAAACCUCCCAUUUGGCCUGUUCUGGUGGUUCUAGCCAAUAGAAAAUCUCCUCUUCGGGGUAAUAGGUGAUCCUGGGGACUGAUUGCACCAAGGACACAGAAAUCCUGAGUGUUAUUUCCCUGUCCCUGUUGGACUCUGAGUCUCUCAUAUGCAGAGAGAGGCAUAAUUUGGUGGGGGCCGGCCUAUGCAGAGACCAUUCCCUGUCACAGACUGCAAGAUGAGCCUCCAUUUGCCUGAUUGUUGCCAUCUACAUGACUGGGUGGCCCAGAAGUCAGUAUAAUCUCCCAUUAUUGCAAUCUCUUUCUAAGAGGGGGUUUUUGUAUCCAGGAAAAGCCAACAGGUUUUAGCUUUUAAAAGAUGUAAUGGUCCUGGAUUGGGGGGUAGGUCUGUUGGGGCAGCCUUUCUGGUGAGGGUGAUUCUGUCAAUGGCCAGGGUCUGGUUGUCCUAGGUCCCAGGGUAAGGUCCGGUCAGUGUCUAAUGGGGACUAUCACCUUACUAGGACCCAGGGACUUUCGUGGUGGUAGGGGCUGGAUGUCUAGUUGUAGGGUAAACAAUGCCCCUAAAUCCUCUCAUACUGUUUUCUCUUUGUCAUACAUCCUUAGACCCCAGGUUUUCCCUGAUGUCUAACUCAAGGCCUUUUUACCAGCCUCAGUGAACUGGAUCAGUGCUGGGCUACAUGCCCAUCAGGUUGGCAGGGUGGUUCACUUGCCCUUUUUACUUUGAUAAGGCCUCCUGCUCUUUGGGGCCUUCCACCAGGUGUAGUCUAUAAAGAAGCAACUGCUGGGGGAUGUCUUUCUGGCUGUGAAUAUAUGCUGUUCCCAUUGGUUAAUAAAUAAGCUGAUUUGACCUAUGGCAAGGCAGCUUAGAGGCAGGUAGGAAAUCCAAGAGAGACAGGAAAGAGAAAGGUGGAGUCUGGGAGCCACCACCAGGAGAAGCAAGAUGUAAAAGUACUGGUAAGCCACAAAGCCAUGUGGCAAUGCAUAGAUUAAUAGAAAUAGAUUGAUUUAAUAUAUAAGAGCUAGUUAGCAAGAAGCCUGACCUAUAGGUCAUAUAGUUUGUGAAUAAUAUAAGCCUCUAUGUGUUUACUUGGGAACAAGAACUGCAGGAGGGAAAGAUUCGUCCUACCACAGGGCCAGGCAGUGCCAGAGAAACCUUCUGGCUACACGCAACUCCAUGAGGCACAGAAAUAGUGUAUCUUCCCAUCCCCUCCUACCCCGUGUUCCCCUCCCCCAUGUCCCCCACCACCACCACAGGUCCUCUUUUGAGUCUUAGUCAGAUCAUGUCCAGAACAAACAUAGGAAUGGUGGAAAUGUUGUCACAGCUGUGAAUCAGAAUAAUAAGUUGCUAAGAGGGCCCCCAAGUCAAAGUAUAUAUAGAUCAGGAAACCAAGUCCCUAAGUGGGUAGAAUGGAAGGUUUGAUUUAAGACCUCCCCAAUGUGCCAAUGACCUUCCAGGUAAGGUUAAAGGGCUGAUAGGGGUUUGGGCACCCUGUAGGGGUCUGAUUGGAAAACCCCAGCAGACAUAAACCAAGGAAACUGAAAAAGCAUAGGAGUGAGCCCAUCACUUAGCUGGUUCAAUGACUUUCUGGAUUCUUAAUCUGAGAGGGUCCUGUGGAUGUGUCACGGUCCUCCACAGUCGAGGGUGGGCCUCCAGGGCAUAGUCCUCAGGGUCGGCUUUUACGUGGGAGUGGUGUAUCCAGCCAUGGGCAAUGCCAGGAUGACAGUGUAGGGUCUCUUCCAGCCAGGCUCCAAGGUUUCCUUCAGGUGUCUUUUGAUGAUGACCAAGUCCCCCCAGCUGGAACCUGUGAAGAGCAGGCAGAGGUGCCUUCUCAUUGAUAGCACAUAUUUCAAGCCUGUUGGGGCUUGGGUGUCUGGGUUCAUACGGGUCCACUAAAUGAAGACUCAGAGGCGCCUUAAAAACAAAUCUAGUCUUUCAGGGCUGCAGGGGAAUCCACCCUCUAAGGACUGAAGGCCUUUCCCUUCACCCAGAGCAUUUUUAUUUUUCUCCAUAUUUAUACUUUAGCCAGUUGAUUUCCAUAUGUUCAAAACAAUCUGAAAAAAGCUCCUGAAAAUGCAAUGCCAUGUGCAAAUUUCUUGAUUCAUCAGGUACCACAAUUUUCCAAGUUUACCUAAGCAAGUUUUGCAUAGGCCUUUGCAUCCUUGGGAAACUCUCAGACAAGGUUCACAGGGUGUCAAGAGUAACACAAGGGUGACAAGAGAAACAAAGGGUAUCUGCUAAACAAAGGGAUUAGGGCUAGGUGCUAGUCUCUGGAGCCAGGCCAGGUGUAGCCUAAUGCUGCCACAGGAGCCAAAGCUGCUUCUGCACCUGGAACAAAACUUGUAGGGAUGAAAGAAAUCUUUGGUCAUCAAAUUCAGCUAACAAUUCUGCCUUAAGGUUGGUAAUAAGAGUGGGGGUCUGGCAUACAUUAUCUCGAAUGGGGUUAAGUUCAGGGUGUAAGGAGAAUUGCAAAUCCAAAAAAGAGUGAAGGGAAGGAGAGAUACCCAGUUACCGCCAGUCUCGGGUUAAUUUAGUUAAGGUCUCCUUUAGGAUCCGAUUUAUUCUUUCUACUUUACCUGAACUCUGGAGGCCAUAGAUACAAUGAAGCUUCCAGUUUGUCUACAUGACCUUAACUAUCUUUUGGGUUGCCUGAGAGAUAAAGGCAGGUCCAUUGUCUGAGCCUAAUAAGACAGGAAGUCCAUACCUGGGAUGAUAUCUUCUAGAAAUUUCUUGGCCACAACAAUGGCUGUCUCAUUCUUGGUAGGGUAAGCUGCAAUCUAUCCUGAAAAGGUAUCUAUAAAGACCAAUAGGUACCUGUAGCCACAGAGCCUGGGCUUUACCUCAGUGAAGUCAGUUUCCCAAUUGGCUCCAGGCUACAUUCCUCUGCUCCCCAUUGAUGCUCCUGUGCCUGAUUUAACUUUCACCAGGUGACAUGUUGGGCAGGAGGCUAUGGCUUCCUCCAUUUUUGGUCUCAAGUCAAACACCUUGAGGUGUGCUCCUUCUAAGCAGGUCUUGUAUUUUCCUCUUCCCCAAGUGGGUACUUCGAUGUAUCUGCCAGACUAAUUGGCUGGCAAAGUGUGACGGGGGGGG
Molecule: messenger RNA, 3843 nt
Organism: Peromyscus californicus insignis
Lineage: Eukaryota; Metazoa; Chordata; Mammalia; Rodentia; Cricetidae
Product: proline-rich proteoglycan 2-like
Exons: 2
Coding region: 1-528 (175 amino acids)
Source: RefSeq, a predicted model, not a curated record